Messenger RNA from Acanthosepion pharaonis, 1956 nucleotides. Lineage: Eukaryota; Metazoa; Mollusca; Cephalopoda; Sepiida; Sepiidae. The record is from the annotation of a GenBank genome assembly.
AUGUCGUGCAAUGUUGAACGACAAUUCAAAGAGAAUGACCAAAAUGGAUCUUGGAUUACUUUGUAUAAAAAACUGAAGAAAGCAGAAGAUCUCUCUGUUAUUGGAUGUAAAUUGUCUGUAUUAGAAGCACGAAAACCAGAAAAUCGCAACAAAAACCGAUACAGAGAUGUCAGCCCAUAUGAUCACAGCCGUAUCACUUUGGAGUCUGAUUCCCAAAAUGGAUUGGGAGAUUACAUCAAUGCAAACCUCAUUAAAAUUGAAAAGGCUGAUAGAAGAUACAUCCUUACACAGGGCCCACUGGAACACACUGGAGGCCACUUUUGGCAAAUGGUAUGGGAACAAAAGACCAAAGGCAUUGUAAUGUUAAACAGAAUAAUAGAGAAAGGAACGGUAAAAUGUUAUCAGUAUUGGCCAUUAAAUCAAAACUUUGACCAUGAAGAUGAUGAAAUGAUAUUUGAAGAUGUUCAGAUGAUGAUUAGUCUCUUAGAUGAGAAAGAAACUCCAAAUUACAUUAUUCGGACACUGGAAUUAAAGAACCUGGUGACUAAUGAGUUUCGGGAAGUUCUUCAUUUUCAGUACACAACAUGGCCAGAUUUUGGUGUACCAUCUUCCCCUCUAGCUUUUUUAAACUUCUUAAUGGCUGUGAGGGAAUCUGGUUCACUCGACAACAACUAUGGACCUUGCAUUGUUCACUGCAGUGCAGGAAUUGGUCGAUCUGGGACAUUUUCUUUGGUUGAUUCAGCUUUAGUAAUAGUAGAAAAGUGUCGAAGUAUGGAUAGUAUCAAUGUAGAAGAUCUUUUGCAAGAUAUGCGUUAUUAUCGAAUGGGCUUAAUUCAAACACCUGACCAGUUGCGUUUUUCUUACCUGUCAGUGAUUGAAGGUGGUAAACACAUAUUAAGUAACCUUCCUCCACUGGAAGAUGAUCCUCUGAAAAACUGUCCUUUUGAUACAUUGCUUUUCUUUCUUCUCUUUUUCUCUUCUCUUUUUCUCUUCUCUUUUUCUUCUCUUUUCAUUUCUCUUCUCUUUUUCUUCUCUUUUCAUUUCUCUUCUCUUUUUCUUCUCUUUUCAUUUCUCUUCUCUUUUUCUUCUCUUUUCAUUUCUCUUCUCUUUUUCUUCUCUUUUCAUUUCUCUUCUCUUUUUUCUUCUCAUUCUCUUCUCUUUUUUCUCUUUCUCUUCUCUUUUUUCUUCUCUUUUCUCUUCUCUUUUUUCUCUUCUCUUUUCUCUUCUCUUUUCUCUUCUCUUUUCUCUUCUCUUUUUCUCUUCUCUUUUCUCUUCUCUUUUCUCUUUCUUUUCUCUUCUCUUUUCUCUUCUCUUUUCUCUUCUCUUUUCUCUUCUCUUUUCUCUUCUCUUUUCUCUUCUCUUUCUCUUCUCUUUUUUCUUCUCUUUUCUCUUCUCUUUUUUCUCUUCUCUUUUUUCUCUUCUCUUUUUCUCUUCUUUUCUCUUCUUUUCUCUUCUCUUUUUCUCUUCUCUUUUUCUCUUCUCUUUUUCUCUUCUCUUUUUCUCUUCUCUUUUUCUCUUCUCUUUUUCUCUUCUCUUUUUCUCUUCUCUUUUUCUCUUCUCUUUUCUCUUCUCUUUUUCUCUUUUCUUUUCUCUUCUCUUUUUCUCUUCUCUUUUUCUCUUCUCUUUUUCUCUUCUCUUUUUCUCUUCUCUUUUUCUCUUCUCUUUUCUCUUUUCUCUUCUCUUUUCUCUUCUCUUUUUUCUUUUCUCUUUUCUCUUCUCUUUUUCUCUUCUCUUUUUCUCUUCUCUUUUUCUCUUCUCUUUUUCUCUUCUCUUUUCUCUUCUUUUUUCUUCUUCUCUUUUUUCUCUUCUUCUCUUUUCUCUUCUUCUCUUCUCUUCUUCUCUUCUCUUUUCUCUUUUCUCUUCUCUUUUCUCUUCUCUUUUCUCUUCUCUUUUUUCUUCUCCUCUUCUCUUCUCCUCUUCUCUUUUCUCUUCUCUUUUUCUCUCUCCAUAGAUUAA